Messenger RNA from Alnus glutinosa, 846 nucleotides. Its product is annotated as glutathione S-transferase T3-like. Bases 1 to 846 code for a protein of 281 amino acids. The record is from RefSeq and is a predicted model, not a curated record. Lineage: Eukaryota; Viridiplantae; Streptophyta; Magnoliopsida; Fagales; Betulaceae. The transcript has 2 exons.
AUGGAUUCACAAACUCCUCAAUCUGGUUACUACACUAAUCUUAUAACUGAAGAUGAUCUUGAGUUUAAAUGCACAAAUGAAAUUAGUGAACAGCAACAGGCUUCGCCCGAAGUUGAGGUUGAACCUACUAUUAAGAAAUCGUGCCGGGGUAGCAACUUCACCAUUAUCGAUGACAAUUUGCUUGUGGAGGCAUGGCUUUAUGUUUCUAUGGAUGCCGUUCAAGGAAAUCAACAAAAACAUAAGAUUUAUUGGAAAAGAAUUUGUGACUACUUUAACGAACACAAGACACAUGGAGCCAACCGUAAUCAGACAUCUCUAAUGAAUCGAUGGUCAACGAUUCAACUUGCAGUAAAUAAGUUUUGUGGCUUCUUAGCCCAAAUUGAAAAGAGGUCACAAAGUGGCUUGACUGAGCAAGACAAGAUUGGCCAGGCAAGACUAAUGUAUUUAGAUAUUCAAAAAUCACCCUUUCACUUUGAACAUGCUUGGCUUAUUUUGAGAUUUCAUCCAAAAUGGGCGGCUCAUAUGGACAAUGUAAAACUGAAGAAAAAAUUAGCUGUGAUAAAUCUAGGUGAUGAGGAAGCUUCUCCCAAAGGUUUUGAAGUCGAGCGACCAAUAGGCCGAAAAGCCGAAAAGGAGAAACGGAAGAGCAAAGAAAAAUCGAAUCCAAGUGUUAUUGCGAUACUAAGUGACAUGAAUGAAGACAAGAAGAAGAAAAUAAAAUUGUUGGAGGAAGCACGUGAGCAAGACAAAGCGAAGUUUAUUCUUAAGCAAGAAGAAGUGCGCCUUAAAGAGGAUGAAUUGCGUCUUAGAGAAAAAACGUUUCGGUUCAAAAAGAGAGAGAGAUAA